Molecule: messenger RNA, 3000 nt
Organism: Telopea speciosissima
Lineage: Eukaryota; Viridiplantae; Streptophyta; Magnoliopsida; Proteales; Proteaceae
Product: transcriptional repressor ILP1
Exons: 6
Coding region: 29-2863 (944 amino acids)
Biological process (GO): mRNA splicing, via spliceosome
Cellular component (GO): nucleus
Molecular function (GO): DNA binding
Source: RefSeq, a predicted model, not a curated record
GUGAUUGAGUCAUGCAGAAGACUGAAAGAUGGGCAGUAGAUCGAAGAACUUCCGUCGGCGAGCCGAAGACGACGAUGUCAAUGGAGAAGACGCCACAACCACCAGCGCUGCUACCAUCAAAGCCUCUUCUAAAGACACCCUUGCCAAGCCUAAGAAGCAUCAUCAACAAGCCCCAAAGCUCCUCAGCUUUGCCGAUGAAGAAGAUGAAUCCCAUUCUCGCGCAUUUUCUAAAGCUGCCUCCUCCGAUAGAGACAGGUCUGCUUCUCGUCUCAGCAAGUCAUCCACCUCAUCUCACAAGAUAACUUCCUUGAAAGAUCGUCCCUCCUCCGCUUCUCCUUCACUUCUUUCCAACGUUCAGCCUCAAGCUGGUGAAUACACCAAGGAGAAACUCCGAGAACUUCAGAAGAAUACACGUACCCUAGCCAGCUCCCGUCCUCCUUCCGAACCAAAACCUCCCUCUGAACCCGUGGUCGUCUUGAAAGGCCUUGUCAAGCCUAUCUCCACUGUUGAAGACAAGGAUAUCGCAGGGAACGAGGGGGAUGACGAAGAAGAAUUGGAACUUGGAGAAAAGCUUAAUGCUAGAAGAGGGAGUUCUAGUUCAUUUAAGAAGGAUAAGGAUGAGACUGAGCAUCGCCUGGCUUCAAUGGGUAUUGGGAAAGCUAGGGAUUCCUCUGGUUCUUUAAUUCCAGAUCAAGCUACCAUCAAUGCAAUUAGGGCUCAGAGGGAACGACUCCGGCAGUCCCGGGCAGCGGCCCCUGAUUUUAUUUCUUUAGAUGGAGGGAGUAACCAUGGGGCGGCUGAAGGUUUAAGUGAUGAAGAGCCUGAGUUUCAGGGUAGGAUUGCAAUGCUUGGUGACAGGACGGAUGGAGCGAAGGGUGUCUUUGAGACUCUUAAUGGAAGGUCGAUGGAGCAGACUGGUUUAGUGAAAGAUGGGGACUUUGAAGUUGAGGAUGAUGAAGAUGAGGAAGAGAAAAUUUGGGAAGAAGAGCAGUUCCGGAAGGGGCUGGGAAAGAGGGUGGAUGACGGUUCUUCUAGAGUGAGUACCAGCAUACCGGUGGUUCAUAGUCAUACUGCUCAGCAGCAACCUUUCGGCUACAAUGGGGCUACAUACCAGUCAUCCUUAACAACGCCAAUUGGUCCGAGCAUAGGAGGGGCUGUUGGAGUGUCCCGGAGCGCAGAGGUGAUGUCUAUUACUCAACAGGCUGAGGUUGCUAGCCAAGCUAUUCAAGAAAAUGUUAGGAGGCUCAAGGAAUCACAUGGAAGAAUCAUGUCAUCAAUGACUAUGACUGAUGAUAAUUUGGCUGCAUCAUUGUUGAAUAUCACUGCUCUUGAGAAGUCUCUAUCAGCUGCUGGUGAGAGGUUCCUCUUUAUGCAAAAGCUUCGUGACUUUGUUUCUGUUAUAUGUGAAUUUUUACAGGAUAAGGCUCCUUUCAUUGAGGAACUUGAAGAGCAAAUGCAGAAACUUCAUGAAGAACGUGCAUCUUCUAUCAUAGAACGAAGAGCAGCUGAUAACGCUGAUGAAAUGGUGGAAGUGCAAGCAGCUGUAAGUGCAGCAAUGGCCAUUUUAAGUAAAGGUGGUGACAGUGCAUCUGUGGUUGCUGCUGCCACUACUGCUUCUCAGGCUGCAUAUGCUGCAGCAAGAGAACAAUCAAAUCUGCCCGUUCAGCUGGACGAAUUUGGCAGAGAUACAAAUCUGCAGAAACGCAUGGAUAUGAUGAGGAGGGCUGAAGCGCGAAAACGCAAAAAAGCUCGUUCGGAAUCAAAGAGAAUGUCAUAUAUUGGAGAUGAUAGUGGCUAUCAGCAUAUAGAAGGAGAGUCGAGCACCGAUGAGAGUGAUAGUGAGAGUUCAGCAUACCAAUCUAACCGUGAUUUGUUGCUUCAAACUGCUGAACAAAUUUUUAGCGAUGCAUCUGAGGAAUAUUCCCAACUUUCUGUGGUUAAAGAAAGGUUUGAGAGAUGGAAAAAAUAUUAUUCAUCAAGCUACCGUGAUGCUUAUAUGUCACUAAGUGCACCUGCUAUCUUCUCACCAUAUGUUAGAGUAGAGCUACUAAAAUGGGAUCCACUUUAUGAAGAUGCAGAUUUCAAUGAUAUGCAAUGGCAUUCUCUACUAUUUAGUUAUGGGUUGCCAGAAGAUGAAAAUGACUUCAACCCUGAUGAUGCUGAUGCUAACCUCGUUCCUGGGUUAGUGGAAAAGAUUGCACUUCCAAUUUUACACCAUGAAAUUGCUCAUUGCUGGGAUAUGCUAAGUACCAGACGGACCAAAAAUGCAGUUGCUGCUACAAAUUUGGUUAUUAAUUAUGUCCCAGCUACCAGUGAGGCUCUUCGGGAGUUAUUAGCAGCCAUUCGUUCCCGUUUAUCUGAAGCUAUUACAAAUAUUAUUGUUCCAACAUGGACUGCAUCAGUGAUGAAGGCUGUCUCAAAUGCAGCACGAGUUGCAGCAUAUCGGUUUGGCAUGUCUGUUCGUCUGCUGAGAAAUAUUUGCUUGUGGAAAGAUAUCCUUGCAUCACCUGUUUUAGAGAACCUUGCUCUUGAUCAGUUACUGAAUGGAAAAAUUCUGCCUCAUGUGCAAAACAUCAAAGAAAAUAUUCAUGAUGCAGUUACGCGAACUGAGAGGAUCAUUGCAUCAUUAUCCGGCAGUUGGGCAGGUCCCAAUGUCACAGGAGAUCGAAGCUCUAAGUUGCAACCAUUGGUGGAUUAUGUGCUAACAAUGGGGAAGAUACUUGAGAAGAAGCAUGCUUCAGGUGUGAGUCAGAGUGAGACUAGUGGGCUUGCUCGUCGGUUAAAGAAAAUGCUGGUUGAACUCAAUGAAUAUGAUAAGGCCAGGGCUAUCUCUAGGACCUUCCAGCUCAGAGAGGCACUUUAGAGGUCCUUUGCUUUCGUUGGCAGAAUCAUGGGACCAUCCACUGUUUUCAUUGAUUGCUAAACCAGCUCCAUGGCUUUGUAAUAUGAUGAUGUUGCAUCAGUUAAAAAGAUCUUGUGGACAUUUUGGACCCCUAACCA